Triplophysa dalaica is the source of this 1346-nucleotide messenger RNA. RefSeq names its product ER membrane protein complex subunit 8 (gene emc8). The record is from RefSeq and is a predicted model, not a curated record. Bases 1 to 609 code for a protein of 202 amino acids. Gene Ontology annotation, cellular component: EMC complex. The transcript is spliced from 5 exons. NCBI's taxonomy places the organism in Eukaryota, Metazoa, Chordata, Actinopteri, Cypriniformes, Nemacheilidae.
AUGCCUUUAAAGUUGACCACUCAAGCGUAUAGCAAGAUGCUACUGCACGCCGCUAAAUAUCCACAAUGCGCCGUUAACGGGCUGCUGGUGGCCGAGAAGCACAAGAGGAAGGACGGUGCGAGAGACGCGGCGCUCUGCGUUGACUGCGUGCCGCUUUUUCACGGGCCCCUGGCGCUCGCGCCCAUGUUGGAGGUGGCACUCACACUGAUUGACACAUGGUGCAAAGAGAACAAAUAUGUCAUUGCUGGUUAUUAUCAAGCAAAUGAACGUAUUAAGGAAGCCAGACCGAAUCAGGUAGCUGAGAGGGUCGCCUCCAGAAUCUCUGAAAACUUCAGUGAGGCCACAAUGAUCAUGCUGGACAACAGCAGGUUUACUAUGGAUUGUUUUGUGCCUGUCCUCCUCAUCUAUGAUCAUCAAGACAGCAAGUGGAAGUGCAGAGAGCAGAGCACUGACUGCUUUGAGGAUUGGCUAGAGGCACAGAAAAUCACCUCAGCUCUCUUAGAGAGCAGGUCGUACGAAAAUCUUGUAGACUUUGACAACCACCUGGAUGACUUGAGAAACGACUGGACCAACCCAGAAAUCAACAAAUCUGUGCUACAUCUAUGCUGAAGCUGCACAGAAGUCCACAUCACCCAACAAACCCAUCAACAUUUCAGGAGGAUGCAUGUGUGAACCGAUACAGUACUGUUAAUAAUGUUCUCUUUCACUUGGGAAUAAUAGACUGAACGGACCAGGACGCUGUGUCCUCAAGUUUGACAUCACCGACAUCACCCUAUACCAGGGGUAAAGAAUCUUGGUCUUGGAGGGCCAUAGUCCUGUAGAGGUUGGCGCCACCCUGCUCUAACACACCUGGCUUGACCUUGAUCCUGAAGACCUCGAUUAGAUAGUUCAGCUGUGUUUGAUUUGGGUGGGAUCUGAACUCUUCAGGACAGUGGCCCUCCAGGACCAGGAUUGGCCACCCCUGCCUUGUACUAUAGGAAUCUAAUGUCAGAAAGGUUUUAUACCUGUUUUCAUGCUGUAGUUUGUAUAAUAUUCAUGUACAAAUUUGAAUGCUACAAGUUAUUUAUUUAAUUAAUAACUGGAUAAAACACAUUUUAAAGUAUUUCAAAACAUAAUGGUGUUUUGGAAGAGUGUAGUUUGAAUUUAAGGUAAUCGUCAGUUCCUCAGUUUUCUUAAAUACGUAAAUGCUAACAUGACAGCAAUUUCUCUAUUUGAUUCUUCUGUAUCUCGAAGUUAAAAAAAAUGUUAAUGGUGUGAAUGAGGGCUCAAAUUAAUAUCAAAAUAUUUUUAGCCGAGAAAAUGUUAAGAAAUAAAAUGUAGAUUUGUUGAUUAAAAUCAUGAAUUGA